AUGUCGUACUACGUCGAUCGAAUGCCCACCUACCAGCCCAACACGAUGGUCUACCCCGACCAGCGAGUGGAGUCCAUCUACGCCGAAGUAAUCGAACCGGCGAAAUCGUCCUCGAACAAAAAGUACAUCGCGGCUGUUGUGGCCGCAUUGUUGCUCGUGGUCGCCUCGGUUGCGAUGACGCUGUUGAUACUGUCCGGUGCCUUCAACCAAACGCAACCAGAGCCCGUCUUGGGUCGAGCUGAGCAACUGAUCGAAUCUACUCAAGUGCCGUUACCUCGAGUGAACAGCUACGUCGUCGUGAGCAAACAACCUCAGCCCCGAAAACCGAUAGCGCUUCGUCAACUGCGUUACAACCGUAUGAGCAGCACGGUCGAAACGCCAGUGCCAACGACGGCCGAACCCGUGUCGCAGCUUCCUGCUGUGAACGGGAUCUUCUGGAGCGAUGCUGCCGAAUCGUCGGUGCCCGCCGGCUUCCAUUCUCGCCAGGCGACACACUGGAAAGCGGCUGUCAAGGCGGCCACGAUUGUUGACAUUCGCGAGGGAUGCGGCCGGAUGCAGAACCGUCUCGUCGAACUCAACGACCAAGUGCUCUCGUGCGCUCGUUACCGUCCGAACAACGACCAGAUGCAGGGUGAGCUCUUCUCGUUCUACCUCGCCCAGCUGCUCGGCAUCCCCAACGUGGUGCCGGUAGUGGCGACCCGCGCUGUUGGUAAACAGUGGUCGGACGUCAUUCCCAAGAUCCAGCAGGCCCGCUGGCAACCGGGACGUCCCGUGCUGCUCUCGCGCUACAUCGACGGCUUGGAGCCGGCGUUCAUUCCUGAAAUGCUCCGCGACAAGAACCGACACCUGCACCCCUCCGACGUCAAGAACAUGACACGAUCUCAAAUCCAGGAGUUGGUCCAAUGGUCGGAUCUGAUCCUCUUCGAUUACAUCACCGCCAACCUCGACCGAGUUGUCAACAAUCUCUACAACCUCCAGUGGAACCCGGACAUGAUGUCGUCGCCCGCGCACAACCUGCUGCGAAACCCGAAAACGGGACUCCUCGUGUUCGUCGACAACGAGUCUGGACUCGUGCACGGCUACCGGUUGCUCGAGAAGUACAACGUCUACCACAAGAGCCUCCUGCAGGCGCUGUGCGUCUUCCGCAAGCAGACCAUCGCUUCGAUCAGACGUCUUGUGAAUCUCUCCCCCGAAGAGUUGACUCAGCUGUUGCAGAAGUCGUUCCAGGCGAACUCGCCGAACAUGGACGGCUACCUGCCUUUCCUGCCCCACAAGUCGAUCGAUAUCCUCAGACAGCGAUUGCGGCACGUCGAGGAACAGGUGGAGAAGUGCGAAGCUCAGUACACUCCGUUGUAGGCGGCCAACCGAUGUAAAUAGAAAU
Messenger RNA from Galendromus occidentalis (western predatory mite), 1381 nucleotides. It is a transcript of the gene fj, whose product is annotated as four-jointed box kinase. NCBI's taxonomy places the organism in Eukaryota, Metazoa, Arthropoda, Arachnida, Mesostigmata, Phytoseiidae. The transcript has a single exon. The record is from RefSeq and is a predicted model, not a curated record. The coding region runs from base 1 to 1356 and encodes 451 amino acids. Gene Ontology annotation, biological process: cell-cell signaling.